AGAGCGACAGCGUAUUGAGGGGUAUCAAAGUAUAUUUUCCAAGUAAACUCCUAAAAAUAUUUAAUCGACAUAAUUAAUGUUUUUAUUUCUCUCAUUAAUAAUAAGGCAAAAUUGAGUUUAAAAAAGUAAUUGUAAAGUGAAUGAUAAUCGAAAGUAGGUAAUUGACCUUUGAUAACUUUACGUUUGCUCUGUUUGGAAGGAAAGAAAGUACGAUAAGAAGAGAAUGUCGAAGAAAGUAAAUUCCAGUGUAGGUGCGGCUUUACAUAAAGUCAUAAUGGUUGGGUCAGGAGGUGUUGGCAAAAGUGCCUUAACACUUCAGUUUAUGUACGAUGAAUUUGUUGAGGAUUAUGAACCCACGAAAGCUGACAGCUACCGAAAAAAGGUUGUUUUGGAUGGUGAAGAAGUACAAAUAGAUAUUCUUGAUACGGCUGGUCAAGAAGAUUACGCUGCCAUUCGCGAUAAUUAUUUUCGUAGUGGUGAAGGAUUUCUCUGUGUGUUUUCCAUCACAGAUGAUGAAAGUUUUCAAGCAACUCAAGAGUUUCGGGAACAAAUUCUUCGUGUUAAGAACGACGAGAAUAUCCCAUUUUUGUUAGUAGGUAACAAAUGUGACCUGAAUGACAAACGUAAAGUUCCAUUAUCAGAAUGCCAGUUGCGAGCUCAGCAAUGGGGUGGUGUACCUUAUGUUGAAACUUCAGCUAAAACUCGUGAGAAUGUUGACAAGGUGUUCUUUGAUUUGAUGCGUGAAAUUCGAUCACGAAAGACCGAAGAUUCUUCAAAAUCAAGUAGUCGUACAAAAGACAAAUCCAAACGAAGAAAGCUUAAAUGUACACUGCUAUAAGUAAAAGACAAAUUUAAGCAGUUGCAUCGUAAAAUUUACUUUAAGUAUCUAAGCCAUCUAUUGGUGUUAUUAACAAUUCGGUGUGUAAAUUGUAUGUUUUCCUUAUCAUGAAAUCUUUUAGAGGAAAUGUUCAUAAGUUUAAGAAGCUUAUUUGGAUAUUACGACACUCACAAUUUGUUUGUCUUUAAGAAAUCAGUUGUUGAAAGCUUAAACUUUAUUUAAGACUACCUAUUUCAAAUUAAUUCAGAUGAGAAUAUUCAAUGAGACAUUUAAAAACUCAAUUUAUUUACUUUUCACUGUACAUUUACAUUUAUUUAACGUUUAUCUAGCAUUUACAUUUAUUUAUCUAUUUAGAUGAAAUUAAAUUUAUAAUUCUUUUCUGUUCUUAUUUGAAUUGUUUGAAAUUCAUUGAGUUAUUGCAACUGUUAAGAAAAAAAAGAGAUUAAAAAUUUGGAAUGAUCAAGAACAGAUUGCAUAGAUAAGUUAAUUAAUAGGUAAUUAAGAUGAAUAGCGAUUAUGAUUUUAAAACACUUUCUAUCUCACAACUCUUGAUACAACAAUAAGAUGAAAAGUAAUAACAGAAGAUUCAAAGAACACUUCAGGUUAUUUUUUCAUAUAUGUAGCUUUUAAUAUGACCGAGUUAUGACAUACAAGCAGCAACCCAACAAACAAUAAACCAGAAAUUUCUUUUCUCUUCUUUUCAAAUUACAAAUAAAUUGCAAUUACAGAUAAAAAUAAUGAAAAUUUCACUCACUUCACUUAAUCAAUCAAUAAUCAGAUUUCUUU
This is a messenger RNA of Clunio marinus, 1624 nucleotides long. The record is from the annotation of a GenBank genome assembly. NCBI's taxonomy places the organism in Eukaryota, Metazoa, Arthropoda, Insecta, Diptera, Chironomidae.